This is a messenger RNA of Arachis ipaensis, 875 nucleotides long. NCBI's taxonomy places the organism in Eukaryota, Viridiplantae, Streptophyta, Magnoliopsida, Fabales, Fabaceae. The record is from RefSeq and is a predicted model, not a curated record.
ACUUGUUUAGUUGUAUUACAUUAUUAUUCUCUCUGCUUAUAUAUUAUUUUGCAGCUAGCUGGAAUUCUACUAGACACACAGAAUCUAAAGGCUUCUGCAUCCGUAUCAAUGACAAGAGAUGCAGAAGCAGUUCAAUUGCUAUUGGUUCGCUCAGCCCCAAACUACAGAUAUGCUCUAUUUGAUCAAUUGCUACAAGACCAAAAAUCUACUUCUUUUGUGGAAGCUUUGAACUUUAACUAUGGGAAACCUUAUGAUCAAAGUGACAAGAACAGCGAAGGAAACACGGAGCAUAAAUUUCGAGAAAGAAAAUCAAGCUCUAAGUCUAUAUCUGACAGAGAAACCAUGUUGUCAAGUACAAAAACGAAUUCCAGCGACACAAAAAGCGUCAAAAGUAACAUGGUUUCACCAAGAACAGCCAAACUUAUUACGCCACCUUCACGAUCUCCUGCUCCAGUAUCAGCACCAGCGCCAGCACGUGUUGAAAAGGAAUCCAAUUUUCGCGGGAAAAACACCUCCUUCUUGGCAAGGUGGUUUGGUUUUGGAAAAUAAUAUAAUUAAAUCCUAUUCUAUUUCUAAAGGCAGCUCAAUUUUGCAAUAUUAGAACAAGAGAAAAAAAAGUUGUCUUGCCAUUUUCAUGUUUAAUCAAUUUGGAUUUGGAAUUGGAUUUGUUGGACUUAAUUGAAGUUCCUUUUAUAACAUGUACUAACACAAGAUUAUUUAAAAUUCUGCAGGGCAGUGAUAAAAACAAUGGAGCUCAUCAUAAUGGAUGAUCAUACUACUCAUGAAAUUUGAUAUUUUGUAACUAAGUAUAUAAAAGAAGUAGAUAUGUGACACUUGUUGGAAUUGCAAUUCUUAUUUACUUGUUAUGACUUUAC